Toxoplasma gondii ME49 is the source of this 2680-nucleotide messenger RNA. Its product is annotated as membrane protein, putative. The record is from RefSeq and is a predicted model, not a curated record. Bases 829 to 1878 code for a protein of 349 amino acids. The transcript has 2 exons. Lineage: Eukaryota; Apicomplexa; Conoidasida; Eucoccidiorida; Sarcocystidae.
CAUAUAGCUGUAUAUUCCCGAAUCGUUUCCCACCUGCUCUGUGUUGAGGGGUUUCCGUGGAUUUUGAAGCACGUCCUGUCAAGGCACUGGCCCAGGUCACGAGGUGGGACUUCAAGCUGCCGGCAGGCAGCUGUUGGAGCAGCAGUGCGGUUACGUAUGAGUCUUUCUAUAUUGAGGUAGAAACUGUUGAUAUUCAGUCUCAGUGAUAUCUCACAGGAUACGGGUUCUUAGACUAAGAUAUACUGCGGUCAUCUUUCCAACGCCGCUCCCCCCCGCCACAGCCAUGUCGGCUGGGCAUUGUCGCAGCUGACCCACAGGCUUUCCUGGACACCCAACUGUGUCGUUGUUAGUGCAGCAUUGAACCUUUCGUAAAAUCUGGAGGGUACGCAUAAUGUGUUCAUUUUCCACGUUUGAUGCGUCAGAUGCUGUGGAGCAAGUGUAAGGCCGUGGCCGUGUCUCCUCUAGGUCUCCGGGUCGGUUACAGGAAAGCAGAAGACACCCCCAAGGCAAUUCCUUCAGUAGUUUCGUACUCCAAUGGCCGAAUCGAGACAAUCCUCCAUUUCGUGAAUGUUCGCAUUCCUUUUUACAGUGUUUCAUACCCCCUGAGACAUUGCAUCUUCUGUAUUGCCGAAAGUCUGGUUCUUUCCUCGCCUGUUCGACACUCUCUUGCUGAAAUCACCACUUCUGCGGCGUUCGUCCAGGAGUGCGUCGCGUCCUUUCCCCCACUAGGGGUUCUCUCGGUGCUUUCAUAUACAUUCCUUUCUAUCGACCAUCGCCGCAACUUUGUUUCCUGUGCUUCGUGAGUACGCUCUCUCUUGGUUGUCGCCCAUGCCGCCCGACCGCCGCCCCUCGUAUACCGACAACACCCCUUGCGAAUCAGCAUGGUGUUGUCUAUGUGUUUGCUUGCGACGAACGAGCUUCUCGUGGGUUCGGCGUCGCUACGUAUGGCGCUCAACAUUUUUGUACAACCUCAUCACAGUUUUGGUUCUCGUCGGCAACAUGCUAACCUUCAUUCUCCUCUCCUUAAUUUCCAGCAGGAGCUUCUUCAUUAACUACCGCUGUGGUCGUCAAGCCAUCAGCCUUAUUAAUACAAACUUCGUAGCGAUGAUGGGAGUGACGGGAAUUAUGGGUCUUUGCGCUCUUAUGAUGGCUCGAUUGACCAAUAUGUUCAGCAACUACUCUCUUAGUGAUUUCAUGAGUAUCGGAAAGUGGGCUGACCGCCUUGGUUGCCUAGUUAAAUGGGUCCCCUGGCUGGUCGCUGUCUGUGGUGUUGGUUGGUUUGUAAUCAAUAUAGUAAACAUCACAUGGAUCUUCGCUGAUCCGAAAAGCUGGUGUUCGCGCAGAUGGUCUGAAAAAGGCAUUGUCGCCGUCGUGAACUGUCGUCUCUGGUAUCGCGCCGACGUACCGUGCCUCUCAACACAAGAGGCAGCAAAUAUGGAGAACAAGGUGGCUUCCUGCAACGACGGUGACUACCUACAGGCAAGCCACUUCUUCAUGUUUACUCCGAAAACAGUCGACGGACGGGGUUGCUCUUUCAAGACUAUAGAGGUCUGUCGUGCGUUCAAACAAAGGUUCAGCAGCUUCGGCAAUGGUCAAGCAGUCGACUGGACAACGAACGCUCUGUCACCCUGCUUGGGACAAGAGGGAGAAAAUGCUUUAGCGGAUGACUUUCUCGUAUCCUCCGAUGAAAGUAGUGACUUGUAUCGGUACGUCCUGAUGUACGUCGUCGGCUGGUGUGUAGCCCUAUUGACACUCGGCAUUCUCUUCUACUACGUCAAAGAGUCAAGCAAUUUCGAGGCAAUGUUUUACCAGCCUCAGCACCCAGGAGAUAACGUGCUUUUGAAAGUCAUCCGGCCACUCACCCCCUGGAGUAAGUAGCGUGCAGAAUGUUUAUCCGAGAGCCGAAAAUGGAUGUCUGUAAGGAGAGAAGUGGCGGCAAUGUAUGGUUGGUGUGGCAAGGUAGAAUCUUAAGCUAGCAGGGGGCGCCAGAGACCCUUUUUCUCAAGCAUAGACUAUGACAAGGAAGGAGCAGACGCAGAAAGGCAAUGUUGUAUGCAUCGAGAAGAAUGUCGCCCGCCCUUUUUAUCGACGCCCUGAGUGAUAAACAACAAAACGUGUCGUUUCGAUAUAUUGAGUUUGAAUUCAGCAAUUUCCGGACGUCAAUUGGGAGAGUACAGGUGCUGUGCUUCUGGUACUAUAAGGGGGGAGGAGGGAUGCAGCUUUUCAGACCCGUUCUUGGUGUUAGUUUUCCAAAGCAGUAGGGGCUCUGCGGGCUAGAAGCCGCUCCAGGGGAUAUCAAUGCGUGAAGAAUGUAGACGCCAACACCAAUGGCAAGGCGAUGCAUGCUUCCGGUGAACAGUCACUCUUCGCAUCAGGGGUCAAUGAUUCAGAAACUGCCGUGGCUGGCUUGCUGGUUGCUGCUCGUUGUUUGAAACGCUUCGUUCGUUGUGUUCAAAUGUGUCCUUCUAGCAUGCCCAUGUUGUUGAGAAAUCUGCGGUUUUCAACCUUGUCUACUUGGAAUCUCGUGAUACGGUUUUGCUUUGGCAUUUCUCUCGUGUGGCUCUUGACGGAAGACGCUCACUGCUAAUGGUGCAGUGGGAUUGUUAUGCACUCGUCAUGCGUUUGCUAGACGUCUGAAUUUAGUGUCGCAUACGUGAAGAGCAGAAAGGAUAUACGUGUA